AUCUGUUCCUCGUGUGGAUUGUCAGCUUGUAAUCUGCCUUGCAUUGAAGCUCUGGGCAAGAGAUGGCAUCAAAAGUGCUUCAACAGAUGUAGCAUAUGUGAAGCGCACCUGACAACCUGGUACUUUGAGAAGAACAACGUGUUGUAUUGUAAGGAGCACUACAGGAUCAACUUCCAGGAUGUUUGCAACAACUGCCUCCAUCUAGUUUCUGGGCCUGUUAUGGUGGUGGGUGAGCACAUGUACCACCCGGAAUGUUUCAACUGCAUCAGCUGCGGCACCCUGCUCGAGGACGGGGAGGCGUACGUGCUCAUCGAAAGAUCCAUGCUCUACUGUGGUCCGUGCAGUGAGAAGAAAGAGAGAGAACCUCAAAUUAAGGCACCAUCUUCAUCGUCAUUAUCAACAACAAUAUCAACACCAUCAUCUUUGUUAUCAUCGUCGUCGUCAACAUCUUCAUCGCCGUCGUCGUCAUCAUCAUUUUCAUCAUCUGCAAUUCAUACCAGUUCAAAGUUGACAUCUCCGUCAAUGCCUCACUACAACAAGACGUUUCUAACUGGUGACAAAAUUAUUGAAGUCAACGGGGAGCCAGUGCAAGAACAUUCCAUACAAAAGCGUGGUGACUCACCACUGAGGAACGUUGAGACAACUCAGAACAACAACAGCAACUUCAGUCCCAGCCCCAACGCCAUCAACGUGCUUCCCACCUGUAAGUGUCAUGUCGCAGAGGAACCUGAUACCCUAGCCCAGCAAUCCUGCCAACAUCAGAACAAGCCACACAAUGCAGCUCAUCAAUGUUAUUUACUGAAAGCAAAACAAAAAGCGAGAAGCAACGAGACUCCUUCUGAUUGGACGCAUGUGCAUCGUAUUUUCAGACCAUCUGAUCUGGUGCGAGGGGAAGUGCUAGGAGAGGGAUUUUUUGGCCAAGUCAUUAAGGUGAUGCACAAAGUGACCCACGAAGUGAUGGUAUUGAAGGAGUUGUUCAGAUUUGAUAAAGAAGCUCAUGAAAGUUUCCUCAAAGAGGUAUCGGUCUUGAGAAGUCUUGAGCACCCGAAUCUUCUAAAAUUCAUUGGAGUUUUGUACAAAGGCAAAAAGCUGAACAUCGUAACUGAGUACAUAUCUGGAGGAACGUUGAAAUCUCGCAUACAAGAUUCUUCAGUGGACCUCCCUUGGCCCUUGAGAAUCAGAAUGGCCUAUCACAUUUCUGCUGGCAUGGCAUAUUUACAUUCGAAGAACAUUAUUCACAGAGAUCUCAACUCACAGAACUGCUUGCUGAAAGAAGAUGGAACAGUUGUUGUUGCUGAUUUCGGACUUGCUAGAGUCAUUCCAAAACUGAGGCCUCGUACAACACCAAGCACCACAUCACCGUACACAGUUGUUGGAAAUCCAUUUUGGAUGGCCCCGGAGAUGAUGAAAGGACUUAGUUAUGAUGAAAAAGUUGAUGUCUUCUCAUUUGGUAUCGUCUGCUGUGAAAUCAUCGGUCGAGUUUAUGCCGAUCCCGACCUCCUUCCUCGCACCUCACAAUUUGGUCUCAAUGUUGAAGCAUUUUGGAAGAAGUUCGGUGCCGGUUGCCCGAAGUAUUUUUUCAACAUUGCAGUCUUGUCUUCACAAAUUGAUUCAGAUCAGAGGUUAGUGAUUUUAUUGAACUUUUCAUUUUAA
Molecule: messenger RNA, 1653 nt
Organism: Helobdella robusta
Lineage: Eukaryota; Metazoa; Annelida; Clitellata; Rhynchobdellida; Glossiphoniidae
Exons: 15
Biological process (GO): protein phosphorylation; actin cytoskeleton organization
Cellular component (GO): cytoplasm; nucleus
Molecular function (GO): protein serine/threonine kinase activity; ATP binding
Source: RefSeq, a predicted model, not a curated record